AUGGCGGUAGGAUACGAGUCAAGGAAAAUACAGUUGCUAGUGGGGGAGCCAUGUAGCGGGGGCGAGGAGCGUGUUUCAACGGUGACAAGUGGGGAAGAUUGGCGCAUGGAAAUAAGGGCGUGUCUGCAAGGAAAGGUCCUAGCGAGUGGCCGCGCGCAGAGGGUCCUGGAACAGCGAGCAAGCAAUUUCUGCCUGAUCGGGGAUAUACUUCACAAAAGAGGAUACACUAGGCCGCACCUAAGAUGUCUAUCUCUGGAGGAGGGCCGUUACGUGCUGCGCGAGGUUCACCAAGGAUGCUGCGGGGACCAUGCAGGGGGUAGAACAUUGAUCUCCCGCGUGCUAAGGGCCGGAUAUUUUUGGCCCACCUUGAGAAAGGAUGCGGGAUAA
Messenger RNA from Erythranthe guttata (spotted monkey flower), 387 nucleotides. RefSeq lists its product as uncharacterized. NCBI's taxonomy places the organism in Eukaryota, Viridiplantae, Streptophyta, Magnoliopsida, Lamiales, Phrymaceae. The record is from RefSeq and is a predicted model, not a curated record.